This is a messenger RNA of Sardina pilchardus (European sardine), 1010 nucleotides long. It is a transcript of the gene cldn1, whose product is annotated as claudin 1. Gene Ontology annotation, biological process: bicellular tight junction assembly; cell adhesion. Lineage: Eukaryota; Metazoa; Chordata; Actinopteri; Clupeiformes; Clupeidae. Gene Ontology annotation, molecular function: structural molecule activity. The record is from RefSeq and is a predicted model, not a curated record. Bases 118 to 747 code for a protein of 209 amino acids. Gene Ontology annotation, cellular component: plasma membrane; bicellular tight junction. The transcript has 4 exons.
GCUUGAGAGGAACUCUUUGUCGUCAGUGGUGUGUGACACUUCGAAGCACACGGUCGCAGUUAUUCUUUUUUUUUUUUUGCUCGUAAACUGCUGUUCAUUAGUUCGUAGAGCAUAAAUAUGGCAAACGGAGGCGUUCAACUUCUUGGUUUCUGUCUGUCUAUUCUGGGCUUUUUCGGAAUAAUCGCUUCGACUGCAAUGGUAGAAUGGAAAGCGUCUUCAUAUGCGGGGGACAAUAUUAUCACAGCCCAAGCCAUGUAUGAAGGACUUUGGAAGUCAUGUGUGUCUCAGAGUACUGGGCAGAUUCAAUGCAAAUCAUAUGAUUCAUUACUUCAGCUGUCAGGGGAGCUGCAGGCCACCCGUGGCCUGAUGCUGUUUUCCAUCCUGCUGAUAGCCAUUUCAGUACUAGUGGCUGUGGUGGGCAUGAAAUGCACCACAUGCUUGGCGGAGGACAAGCAACAGAAAAACAAAGUUGCCCUGGCAGGAGGAAUCCUCUUCAUUAUUGGAGGACUGAGUGCUCUUGUUGCCACAUCCAUGUAUGGACAUAAGAUAGCUAAGGACUUCUACAACCCCUUCACCCCAACAAAUGCCAAGUAUGAGUUUGGUGCAGCUCUCUUUGUGGGCUGGGCAGCAUCCGUUCUCACAAUUAUCGGAGGAGGCUUCUUGUGCUGCAACUGUAGCACUGAAUCAUCAGGGAAAGGACCCAAGUACCCCGCCACCCGCGGAGGAGUCUCAGGCACACAUGUGUAGGGAUCGCCCAAGCUACAAGAGGACGUCGGAGAACUGGGAAGAGAACUUGGAGAUGAGUUUGGGUAGAUGGGGAUGGGAUGGGUUCGGGAGUUAUUCCUGCUAUUUUGUAAAAUGUGGGAUUCAAAUGUGCCUUUUUAUACUGUAUGUAUGUGUUGUAUUGUAUUGAUGCAGUCAUGUCUGGAUUAAUUUUUACUGUGAGAAAUAUGUCUGAAUACAUUAUUUGUAGUUAUGUGGUCAUUUAAAUAAAAAAAGUACCUUGGUGA